AUGGAUUCACUGAAAUUGAAUAACGAUGCUUUGAAACCAGCAAAGCUACUGCGGCAUUUGCAUACGAUUCAUCCUACGCUCAAAGACCGACCAACCGAAUUUUUUGAAGGAAAAUGUAAAAGCUUAAAGAAAAUGAAACUAGGACCAAGUGGGGCAAAUGUCGCAUUGUCACAGCAAGUGCGAACUGCAUCAUUUGAAAUUUCCCAACUAAUCACUGCAAACAUUUUUGAAGAAGAUGCCAAGAAAAAGAUUCAAAAUAUGCCACUGUCCAAUAAUACAGUAAAAGCACGAAUUGGAAAAAUGUCAUGCGAUAUCGAAGAGCAACUACUAGGUAAAAUAAAAAGUUCCCCUUACUUCGCUCUUCAAUGUGAUGAAACUACUGACAUUGCGCAAUGUUGCCAGUUAUUAGUUUUUGUGCGGUUUUUAGACGUUGAGGAUAAGACCAUAAAAGAAGAGUUAUUGUUGUCAAGUGUACUUGAGACUAGACUUGUACAUGUCGAAAGGAAUCGAUGUAAUGCAAAUCAUUAG
Sipha flava (yellow sugarcane aphid) is the source of this 528-nucleotide messenger RNA. Its product is annotated as SCAN domain-containing protein 3-like. The transcript has 3 exons. NCBI's taxonomy places the organism in Eukaryota, Metazoa, Arthropoda, Insecta, Hemiptera, Aphididae. The record is from RefSeq and is a predicted model, not a curated record. Bases 1 to 528 code for a protein of 175 amino acids.